Molecule: messenger RNA, 1021 nt
Organism: Apis florea (little honeybee)
Lineage: Eukaryota; Metazoa; Arthropoda; Insecta; Hymenoptera; Apidae
Gene: Ugt50B3
Product: UDP-glycosyltransferase family 50 member B3
Molecular function (GO): UDP-glycosyltransferase activity
Source: RefSeq, a predicted model, not a curated record
AAAGAAAACUCGUUUCCAACAGGGAAUCAAUUACCCGACGUGCGAGAUCUGACCAUGGAGAUUCCCCUGACACUGCAGAACAGUCAUUACAGCGUGGCAGACUCGGUCCCUUACUUGGCCAACGUGGUGAACGUCGCGUGCCUCCAUUGCAGACCCGCGACUCAACUUAGCACGGAUUUGGAGACUUUUUUGCAACGCGGUUUCAUCUUCGUUUCCAUGGGUUCGUCGGUCCGCGCUUCGGGCAUGCCCGAGGCGCUUCGUCAAAUCUUCGUGGCAGCCUUUGCCACGCUUCCGUGCAACGUUGUAUGGAAAUGGGAAGGUAUGAAGAUCAAAGAUCUGCCAUCGAACGUCAGAACGGCGGCGUGGUGGCCGCAGCAAGAGCUAUUAGGCCAUUCGAAGCUUCGAGCGUUCGUCUCCCACGGUGGACUUCUGUCUCUGCACGAGGCCGCUUAUCACGCCGCUCCCACCCUCGUUUUGCCCGUUUUCUGCGAUCACGAUGGAAACGCGGCACAAGCUGAGAAAUUGGGUUACGCUUUGGUAAUGGAUUUGGCCGGGAUAUCCAUCGGCAGUCUUCGCGAUGGGAUUCUCAAGGUGGCUGCAAUUCACAACAACUCGUAUAGAACAGCGGCGAAAAAGAGGAGCGCGUUGCUACGAGAUUUACCGAUUAAUCCUAGAAAAUUGGCCACUUGGUGGGUGGAACAUGUGGCCAAGUAUAAAGGAGAACAUUUGAAAAGUUCUACGAGGUACAUGAGCGUUAUUCACUAUUAUUCCAUCGAUGUGGUAAUAUUUUACGUGAUAACAUUAACGCUAUUGAUGUACGGAUUAAAGAAAUUAUGCUGGAGGACUAUAUCCAAGCAAGUUGUUAAGAAGAAAAUUAAUUAGACUGAAUAGUGUCAAUUUUGUAGCGAUAUAAAAUUGCGUUCUCUUUUAGUAGCAUUUUUUAGUAGCAUUUAAUAUCGUUGUGAUCAUAUAAAAGCACCUUGCAAUCGUAAUCAAAAUGUACUGUAAAAAAAAAAAAAAA